GCCGGCCGCCCGCGGCGCUGGCCAGGCGCCCGCCCGCUGACACGGCGCCGGGCUUCCCGCGACGCUCUCAGGUGCGGCCUGGCACGCGGGCGCGCUACGCCGCCAGCAUCCUGGCCUUCGCCACCGCCAUGGGCGUCGUCACCGACUGCUGGGUGAACGAGGACCUGCCGCUCGUAGCCACCCUGCUGGAGGUCGCGGCCAGGUACACGUUGGCUGCGUUCGCCCACCGCUUUGGCAUCUCGCUCCGGGCUCCCAGCGUCUUCCCCAAGGCGAAGGGCGCCCUCUCUGGCUGGGGCAAGUUGGAGCCUGACAUCACCUCGGAGCCGCUGCGCUGGGCGGCCGCGUGCCUCAUGGCCGAGUACCUCGCCAAGCUCAAGACGGAGGACGCCUUGCAGGCCGCCCGUGGGCAGGUGCUUCAGUUUGACACCUACCUCAGCCCUGGCGAGCUGCUCGACCUCCUUGUCCCGUGCUGCCUCUUGCCGCAGCCCAGCGCCGGCUCAGGCUACAACGAGAUGGGCCUGGUCGUCGGCGCCUCCGCGCUGGUCACGCGUGACAACAACCGCUCGCGCGUCACCAAGACCGGCCUGCAGGACGACACUGCGUUCGUCGACAGCCAGUCCCGGGGCCGCCUCAUGUUUCUGCGCACCUACGCGAGCUACGACCGCGCGCUGAAGGAGGCGGCCGCCGCAGUCGGGCUGCCGUCCAAGGUCACGGCGCACCUCCCUCGGCACGGCGGCCCGUCGGAGGACUACCUGCGCGGCGCCCGCUCGCUUGCUGACAUCCAGGCCCGCGGCAGGUGGGCCACUGUCCGUUCUGUUCAGAGAUGCCAGAAGAGCGGCCGUGCCCUCGCUUCCUUUCGUCGGCUCUCGACGGCCGUCAAGGCUGAGGCCAAGCGGGCUGGGGCUCGGGAGCUCUGCUUUCUUGCCUGA
Prorocentrum cordatum is the source of this 929-nucleotide messenger RNA. NCBI's taxonomy places the organism in Eukaryota, Dinophyceae, Prorocentrales, Prorocentraceae. The record is from the annotation of a GenBank genome assembly.